Molecule: messenger RNA, 708 nt
Organism: Aspergillus bombycis
Lineage: Eukaryota; Fungi; Ascomycota; Eurotiomycetes; Eurotiales; Aspergillaceae
Exons: 1
Coding region: 1-708 (235 amino acids)
Source: RefSeq, a predicted model, not a curated record
AUGAUUCAAUUCUCCCCGAACUGCACGUUACCUCCUACUGCGGGGAGGUUCGUGGCAGCUCCUGAUAUCCGGGGAACCCUAGACAUAGUUUGGAGUUGUGGCUCGAUUCUCAUUCUCUCCUGCUGGUCCAUCUUUCAUCCGAAUAUUCCUCCUCAGUUCAAGUCCACACAGAAAGGCUGGCGCAAUACUCGGCGAAACUUAUUCCUCUUUUUUCAAAAGCUGAGAUGGGUGAUUACUAUCUUAGUGGCUCCAGAGAUGAUCAUGACCAAGGCAAUGCUAGACUUGACAUCUGCCAAGGCGCUCCAAGUGCCCUUGAAGGAACUCGCAGAAAAAGAUGGAGUUGAUUGGAGUAUUUCACAUACAUUUUUCGCCAAUAUGGGAGGCUUUCAAAUCUGCUUUCCCCAGGACGACGAGCCAAACAGAAACGACCCAGAGACCAGCAUCUUGUCCCAGCCCGAUGCCCAGUCUGGCCAUCCACCACGAGGGAAAGAAGAACUUACAAAGCCACUGCCGGAUAAUGCGGGAGCAAAUAUAGUGGGUGAUAACAAAGCAACCAGCCGGGGUAUCAGUCAUAUAUCAACCGACUCAACCGACAAGGCCGACUCCGUAAACAGCAAAGCCAAAAAACCGAACCCUGGUGACCUUAGCAACACUCGGAGCGAUAUCGCCGGAGAAUCCAGCGUUUUAAUCGCUGGUUUGGGGAGAUGA